Indicator indicator is the source of this 1539-nucleotide messenger RNA. RefSeq names its product zinc finger and BTB domain containing 26 (gene ZBTB26). Gene Ontology annotation, biological process: regulation of cytokine production; regulation of immune system process; negative regulation of transcription by RNA polymerase II. The record is from RefSeq and is a predicted model, not a curated record. Gene Ontology annotation, molecular function: protein binding. Bases 1 to 1317 code for a protein of 438 amino acids. The transcript has a single exon. NCBI's taxonomy places the organism in Eukaryota, Metazoa, Chordata, Aves, Piciformes, Indicatoridae.
AUGUCAGAAAGAUCAGACAUUCUUCACUUCAAAUUUGACAAUUAUGGGGAUUCGAUGUUACAGAAAAUGAACAAGCUGAGGGAAGAAAAUAAAUUUUGCGAUGUCGUGGUCCAUAUAGAUGAUGUUGAAGUUCACGGGCAUAAAAUUGUUUUUGCUGCUGGCUCUCCUUUUUUAAGAGAUCAGUUCUUACUAAAUGACUCCAGGGAUGUGAAAAUCUCCAUACUGCAGAGUUCAGAAGUGGGGAGGCAGCUGCUUCUGUCCUGUUACAGCGGCAUCCUGGAGUUCCCUGAAAUGGAACUGGUGAACUACUUGACCGCCGCAAGCUUUCUGCAGAUGAGCCACAUUGUUGAGCGCUGUACGCAGGCUCUCUGGAAGUUUAUAAAACCGAAACAACCACUGGAGAGCAAGGAGUGUGAGCAGCAAAGUGACUCCUCUGACCUGAAGGAGCAUCAAGGAGAUGACGACUCUCUGCAGCAAGAUUCACCUUGUAUUCAACCUUCAGAAGACAGUAUGGACAUGGAGGAUAGUGACAUUCAGAUCAUCAAGGUGGAGUCCAUUGGGGAGGUAACAGAGGUUAGGAACAAGAAGGAUCAGAACCAGUUUAUUUCUUCUGAACAAACUGCACUGCAUUCCUCAGAGCCUCAACACUUUCUUAUCAACUCCACUGUUGAAAACAGAGCAAGCGAAGUAGAGCAAAACCACCUCCACAACUAUGCCCUUUCAUACGCUGGCAGUGACAACAUCAUUCUAGCCUCUAAAGAUACGUUUGGGCCUAACAACCGAGGUAUAGACAAAGGCCUCCAGUGGCACCAUCAGUGUCCAAAGUGCACAAGAGUAUUUCGGCAUCUGGAAAACUAUGCUAAUCACUUAAAGAUGCAUAAACUAUUUAUGUGUCUUCUCUGUGGCAAGACGUUCACUCAGAAAGGCAAUCUGCACCGGCACAUGAGAGUGCAUGCAGGCAUCAAACCGUUCCAAUGUAAGAUCUGCGGGAAAACAUUCUCUCAGAAAUGCUCCUUACAGGACCAUCUCAACCUGCACAGUGGGGACAAGCCCCAUAAGUGUAACUACUGUGACAUGGUUUUUGCGCAUAAACCCGUUCUGAGGAAACAUCUUAAACAGCUACAUGGUAAAAAUAGCUUUGACAAUGCCAAUGAAAGAAACGUUCAAGACAUAACAGUAGACUUUGAUUCAUUCACAUGUAGCGCUGCUACAGACAGUAAGGUCUGUCAGCAAACUGAUGCAAGCCAGGUACUGGAUGCAGGGAAGCUGCCUCAGGCUGUGCUCAGUUUAAGAAAUGAUAGUACUUGCGUCAAUUAAGCAAUUAAAACCAGCCCUUUGUAGGGAUUGUGACUGAGAGGAGCAAAAGGUUUGGCUGGACUCUUAACCUAAACUAGUGGUAUGUUCUGAAAGGCUAUGGAUGGAUGGCAGGUUAGAUUGCAAGCCCUGGCAGGUCUUCAGCCACCAUUGUUAGUCUUACUCGAUAUUUUCUGUGAAUAGUGAUCUUCCUUCAGGUUUCUGUCUGUGUCUCUACUGUGGAUU